Colias croceus (clouded yellow) is the source of this 3442-nucleotide messenger RNA. It is a transcript of the gene Dhx15, whose product is annotated as putative pre-mRNA-splicing factor ATP-dependent RNA helicase PRP1. Gene Ontology annotation, molecular function: RNA binding; RNA helicase activity; ATP binding. The record is from RefSeq and is a predicted model, not a curated record. Lineage: Eukaryota; Metazoa; Arthropoda; Insecta; Lepidoptera; Pieridae. The transcript has 10 exons. Gene Ontology annotation, cellular component: intracellular anatomical structure; spliceosomal complex. Bases 105 to 2315 code for a protein of 736 amino acids.
CUAUGGUUUUUGUGGACGCCAUCUUGUAAGUUAUCGUAUAUUAUUGAAAAUUCGUGGAAUUUUCUCGUGUGUUUAAUUUAUGUGUUUUAUGUGUGCAUUAUAAAAUGUCCAAACGGAGAAUUGAAGUAAUGGAUCCUUUUAUAAAGAAAAAACGGGAGGAGAAAGCAGCAGCUGCAGCCAAGUCAGGCAGUAGCGGGGAAUCGUCGUCGGACACGGUGGCCACGCUCGGCACUGCGAUGGCGCCAACGGCUACGAGCACACCAGGGAUCAACCCGUAUACUGGUCUUCCACACUCGCCGCGAUACCACGAGCUGCUCCGACGGCGGCUCGGCCUGCCCGUGUGGGAAUACAAGAACGACUUCAUGCGACAACUGAACACGCACCAGUGUGUUGUGCUCGUCGGAGAGACGGGCUCUGGCAAAACCACACAAAUACCACAGUGGUGUGUCGAGUUUGCGUCUAUAACACCCGGCAAGUCCAAGGGAGUCGCCUGUACACAGCCCAGAAGGGUAGCCGCUAUGUCGGUAGCUCAGAGAGUCGCGGAAGAAAUGGACGUAGCGCUCGGACAGCAAGUUGGUUACAGCAUCCGUUUCGAAGACUGCUCCGGACCUCAAACAGUGCUGAAAUACAUGACGGACGGUAUGUUGCUGCGAGAGGCCAUGUCGGAUCCGAUGUUGGAACAGUACAGAGUAAUUCUACUCGACGAGGCUCACGAGAGGACGCUAGCGACGGAUAUACUCAUGGGUGUGUUGAAAGAAGUGAUCAAACAGCGGCCGGACUUGAAGCUAGUUAUUAUGUCCGCUACGUUGGACGCAGGCAAGUUCCAGCAGUACUUCGACAACGCACCGUUGAUGAAUGUGCCCGGUAGAACGCAUCCCGUAGAGAUAUUCUACACGCCACAACCGGAGAAAGAUUAUUUGGAAGCGGCAAUACGGACGGUUAUACAGAUACAUUUGUGCGAAGAAGUGGCGGGUGAUAUACUGCUCUUCCUAACUGGUCAAGAGGAGAUAGAAGACGCGUGUAAAAGAAUUAAGAGAGAAAUUGAUAAUUUGGGUCCAGAUGCUGGUGAAUUGAAAUGUAUUCCUCUAUAUUCAACGUUACCACCGAACUUGCAACAGCGUAUCUUCGAGCCAGCGCCUCCGAAUCGUGCGAACGGUGCGAUCGGACGGAAAGUCGUUGUCUCAACUAACAUAGCGGAAACGUCGCUAACAAUAGACGGUGUAGUGUUUGUGAUCGAUCCCGGUUUCGCGAAGCAAAAAGUGUACAAUCCGCGUAUUCGUGUGGAAUCAUUACUAGUGUCUCCGAUAAGUAAGGCGUCAGCGCAACAAAGGGCCGGUCGUGCGGGGAGGACCAGGCCAGGGAAGUGCUUCAGGCUGUACACGGAGAAGGCGUACAAGAACGAGAUGCAGGAUAAUACGUAUCCGGAGAUUUUGAGAUCGAACUUAGGAUCUGUAGUUUUGCAGUUGAAAAAGCUGGGCAUCGAUGACCUCGUGCACUUUGACUUCAUGGACCCGCCCGCCCCGGAGACCCUCAUGCGCGCGCUCGAGCUGCUCAACUACCUCGCAGCGCUCGACGACGACGGCAACCUGACGGACCUGGGCGCGGUGAUGGCGGAGUUCCCGCUCGACCCACAACUCGCCAAGAUGCUGAUCGCCUCGUGCAAUCACAACUGCUCCAAUGAGAUACUGUCCAUCACCGCCAUGCUGUCUGUGCCGCAAUGCUUCGUCCGGCCGAACGAAGCCCGCAAAGCGGCCGACGAGGCCAAGAUGCGGUUCGCGCACAUCGACGGCGAUCACCUCACGCUGCUCAACGUGUACCACGCUUUCAAGCAGAACAUGGAGGACCCGCACUGGUGCUACGAUAACUUCAUCAACUACAGAUCUCUGAAAUCGGGCGACAACGUGCGGCAACAGCUCAGUAGGAUUAUGGACAGAUUCGGCUUGAAGAGAACGAGUACGGAGUUUACUAGCAAAGACUAUUACAUUAAUAUAAGGAAAGCGCUCGUCAAUGGAUUCUUUAUGCAGGUGGCCCACUUAGAGCGAAGCGGUCACUAUCUAACGGUUAAGGACAAUCAGAUAGUUCAACUGCAUCCGUCCACGUGCCUAGAUCACAAGCCGGACUGGGUCAUAUACAACGAGUUUGUGCUCACCACCAAGAAUUAUAUACGCACCGUCACGGAUAUCAAGCCGGAGUGGCUGCUGCGCAUCGCCCCGCAGUACUACGAGCUGAACAACUUCCCCGCGUGCGAGGCGCGGCGCCAGCUCGAGCUGCUGCAGGCGCGGCUCGACUCCAAGCCCUACCAGGAGGGCUUCUAGGGCUCCGGGGGCUUCAGGGGCCCGGGCCGUUGAGUGCGGGCCCCAGAGCGGUGGAGUGGAUAGUGGAGCGGGCAGUAAAGUGGAGAAUAGUAGGCAAGAAAGACUCUAAAAGUAGCAAGCAAGCAUGCAAAAGGUCUUGAAAAGCACCAGCAGGGCUUGAAAAGUGGCAAGCAGUGGUGGGCCCUGCUAACAGCGAGUAAAUGGGGCUACAAAGCAAGUGAUUAUUGGCGAGUCUGGGGCCAUGUGAAUGGGGCAUUUGGGGCCCUCUAAAUAACGAGUAAUUGGAGCUUCAAGAGAAUAAUGAUGUAUUGGGGCCCUAUAAAAAAAGCUGGCCAACAUUGGCUCGAAUGAAGUAGCUGCAAAGUAAUGUACAGUUGGAUUUGAACAUGCGAAAAGGCAAUAGAGGUGAUUCAAAGAGUGUGACUUGCAAACGGCUGGACUGAAAGGAAGGAAACAAAGAGGUUCACAUGCAUUAAAAAGCACAACAUAUGAUAUUAUGAUACUCUAAUGUAUAUCUGGAGCUUUCCAUCUCUAAAACUCCAACAUGUUGAGUGUUACAAACGGUACCACCAAAAUAAAAUCGUGAGGCCCCAAAAUGCCGUGUACCCGCCCAGGGCCCCAGGCCCCAAUUUUCACUGAACUGUGACUGCUGCGUGUAAUGACUGUGCCGCUUUUCUAUUGUGUCGGAUAACUGUGCUAAUUGGAACUGAUGUUUGUAGUAUGGUCGAGUUUUGAGUAUUUGAAGAUGUUUGGGGCCUCGGAGUGUAGUUUUAAUUUAAUGCUAAUUACUAGUACUCGCGGUACGGAUAUGUUAGUAUAAAUAUACAAAAUAAAAUGUAUAAAUAAUGUGAUUUUUUUUAAUAAAGCCUUCGUUUAAAAUAAUUGUAUGUGUUUUUAAACCGUUCUCUUAAGAGAAGUUCAGGCCCUAGAAGGUCGAGGCCCCAAAUUUGCGAUGUUAGAGGCCCCAGUAUUUCGCUGCCCUAUAAGGGUAAGGCCCGAGGCCCCAAGUGGGGCCCAAAUGUUAAAUAUUUGAUAAAAAGUGAAGUGAACAGACAGUGACUUGUGUAUCUGUGUAAGAGAAAAAAUAAUGUUACACAAAUUGUGCGUAAUAUACUUUAAUAUUGAUA